ACGAGGCUCGCGGUCGCCAGGUUGGGGGCAGCUCAGAGGCGCGAUGAGGGCGAGCGAGGCGGUGCACGCCGACGAGGAGGACGCGCGCGCUAGGGCUCGCACAGCGGUGGUCAGAACUGUCGGUGCAGAGCUCUGAGAGAGACUGCGCGCUCUCACGGCCAGCCUCGAGGGCGGGACAUCGAGGAGGGACGGCACACCGCCGGGCGACGGUCGACUCGCGGAACGGCGCGACACAGCCCCAGGUCGCCCAGCCGCUGCGUCCAAAGCCUCGAGCGCUCGAUGGACGACCCGCUGGAGGCGCGGCAGCCGUCGGCGUUUGUCCCUCGGCGACGGGCAAUCCUCUCGACACUGCGACGAGCUGACCUCGGUUCCCUCUCGCGCAGAUGCCGUCCGCGCUCGACGAUCGACUCAAGGCGACCCUCGACUCGCGCAAGUCGAGGCAGAUGCUGCGCCAGCUCGACCCUGCACCGCCCGCCAGCUCCAACCUCGUCGACUUCUCGUCGAACGACUACCUGUCGUUCGCUCGGUCGCCCGUCCUCCGACGCAAGCUCGUCGACGCUCUCGCGACCGUCGACGAUGGUACUGCAACGCCGCUGUACGGCCCGCCGUCUUCGCGCCUCCUCGACGGCAAUACGCCCCUCCACGCUUCGCUCGAGCGACGCCUCGCCGCCUUCUUCGACGCGCCGGCCGCGCUCGUGUUCAACUCAGGCUUCGACGCCAACGUCGGCCUGUGGACGUGCCUGCCGGCCCCGGACGACUGGAUCGUCUACGACGAGCUCGUGCACGCGAGCAUGCACGAUGGCAUGCGCGCGAGCCGCGUCCCGAGCGAGCGCCGGCGCGCGUUCCGGCACAACCGCGUCGAGUCACUCGAGCGGGUCCUCGAGGGCAUCGCUGCGCGGGACGAGGGCGUGCGGGCAGGCGAGAGGAGCGUGUGGGUCGGCGUCGAGUCGCUGUACUCGAUGGACGGCGACCUGGCCCCGCUGCGCGAGAUGGUCGACGCGAUCGACCGAGUACUUCCUCGAGGGAACGUGCACCUGGUGGUCGACGAGGCGCACUCGUCCGGGCUGUACGGCGUGCGAGGGCGAGGGCUCGUCGCGGCGCUCGGUCUCGAGCAUCGAGUGACAGUGCGGGUCCACACGUUCGGCAAGGCGAUGGCCUGCAGCGGCGCUGUCGUCCUCGCCUCGCCCUUGAUCCGCGACUACCUGAUCAACUACGCACGCCCGCUCAUCUACUCGACCGUCAUGACGCACCUGAGCGCGCUCGCCGUCGUCAAGUCGCUCGAGAUGCUCGAGCAAGGUCACAGCGAGGCGCCCGCCGCGCACGUCCACACGCUCGCGCUCCGCCUCUUCUCGCGGCUCUCGAGCCUCCUCCCCAGCACCUCGUCCGUCUCCUUGCCGCCGCACCUCGUCGCCAUCGUCACGUCGCCUUUGACUCGCGUCACACCUCAUCCGCCCACGUCGCCCAUCAUCCCGCUCCUCACCUCGUCCCCUCGCCCUCUCGCCGCCUUCCUCCGGACUCGCGGCUUCCUCUCGCGCCCAAUCACGCACCCGACGGUGCCGCACGGCGAGGAGCGCGUCCGAGUGUGCCUGCAUGCGGGCAACACGGUGCGCGAGGUCGACGGCCUGUGCGACGCCGUCGCAGAGUGGGCCCGCGAGGAGGACAACCGGAAGAGCAGGACGACGGGCGGCGAGCGGCGGCGGGAGCAGCUGCAGGCCAAGCUGUAGAUGGCGCAGGCGCUGAGAAUGCAGCGCCGUUGAGCUCGCG
Molecule: messenger RNA, 1764 nt
Organism: Rhodotorula graminis WP1
Lineage: Eukaryota; Fungi; Basidiomycota; Microbotryomycetes; Sporidiobolales; Sporidiobolaceae
Exons: 4
Coding region: 384-1724 (446 amino acids)
Biological process (GO): biosynthetic process
Molecular function (GO): pyridoxal phosphate binding; transferase activity
Source: RefSeq, a predicted model, not a curated record